This is a messenger RNA of Myxocyprinus asiaticus (Chinese sucker), 4838 nucleotides long. Its product is annotated as homeobox-containing protein 1-like. Gene Ontology annotation, biological process: positive regulation of DNA-templated transcription. Lineage: Eukaryota; Metazoa; Chordata; Actinopteri; Cypriniformes; Catostomidae. Gene Ontology annotation, cellular component: nucleus. Gene Ontology annotation, molecular function: double-stranded telomeric DNA binding. Bases 223 to 1623 code for a protein of 466 amino acids. The transcript has 10 exons. The record is from RefSeq and is a predicted model, not a curated record.
UAAUAUCAAUAUGGCUUCUGUCAGUCAGACAAAGGCGAAUUAGUUUUUGCCUUGAAAUGAUAUCAGAUUAGGAAAAGGUAGCGGCAGAGUCGGACGCCGUCCUGUUUUGCUUGUUCAUGUCUGGUAACGGGGAUUAAAGGCAAUAGCUGCGGGACUCAAACACUGUCAGUUUAGUUGAAUAAAUGCUGUGGUGCACGGAGGCCCCGCACGCGCAGAAUAAGAAUGUCCCAUUAUACAGAUGAGCCUCGUUUUACCAUUGAGCAAAUCGACUUGCUGCAGCGGCUACGUAGAAGUGGGAUGACAAAGCAAGAGAUCUUGCAUGCCCUGGACACCCUUGAACGGCUGGACCGCGAGCAUGUCGAGAAGUUUGGGCACCGACACGCCCACGGUGGAAAUGGAGGCGGGGCCACUACCGUCGGCAACGGCAACAACGCGACCAUUUCUUCUGACUCCUGCACUAUCUCCUCAAAUAACCUCUCAGCCUCAUCUUCGAAGACCUCUAUGGCCACGCAGACGGGUUUCCGUGGCAACGGCCUCUCCCCAUCCCCUAUCAACAGCUAUGAUACCUCUCCACCCCCGACAGUCCCUGCCCCCUUGCCUGUAGUAGCUGCAAUGGUGCAAAAUGGGCAGGACGGCCUCGCUGCUAUGCCCAAUGGGAAGCUCUCUCCACCCCGUUACGCUGUUAGCAACGCCUCUUUGCGGGCCUUCGGGUUCGAGCCCCCUGAUGAGGAGAUGGACAUUGACGAUAAAGUCGAGGAGCUUAUGAGAAUGGACAGUGCUAUAAUUAAAGAAGAGAUUAAAGCUUUCUUGGGGAACCGGCGGAUAUCACAAGCAGUAGUUGCCCAAGUUACAGGUAUCAGUCAGAGCCGGAUCUCUCAUUGGCUGCUUCAGCAGGGCUCAGAUCUCAGCGAGCAGAAGAAAAGAGCCUUCUACCGCUGGUACCAACUGGAGAAAACGACCCCCGGUGCAACACUAGCAAUGCGGCCCACCCCGAUGGCCCUGGAGGACAUUGUAGAGUGGCAACAAACUCCCCCUCCCAUUAGCAGCACUCCGGGCAGCUUCCGUCUGCGGCGCGGCAGCCGCUUCACCUGGAGGAAAGAAUGUCUGGCGGUGAUGGAGAGUUAUUUCAAUGACAACCAGUAUCCUGAUGAAGCCAAACGUGAGGAAAUUGCCAAUGCCUGCAAUGCAGUUAUACAAAAACCAGGGAAGAAGCUGUCAGAUCUUGAGAGGGUCACGUCACUGAAAGUUUACAACUGGUUUGCCAACAGACGGAAGGAAAUUAAGAGAAGAGCCAACAUAGAAGCAGCAAUCCUGGAGAGUCAUGGGAUUGAUGUCCAAAGCCCAGGAGGUCAUUCCAACAGCGACGAGAUUGACGGCAAUGACUACAGUGAGCAAGUACCUGCCGACCAAGUGUUGGGAAUGAGAGCAGUGGCCAGAACGUUUGGUUUCUGCAGAGGUGACCUGUCAUCCACCAUUCAGGAUGACACAACUGGCCCAAGUGAACACCAGGACCCCAUCGCUCUGGCUGUAGAGAUGGCCGCUGUUAAUCACAGCAUCCUGGCGCUGGCGCGGCAGGGCGGAGCCACCAGUAACAUUAAAACAGAGGUGCUGGAUGACGAAUGAGAAUCCAUCGUGGUGGAGCGUGGAGGGAAAUAAAUGUGGGGUUACGAAAAUAAAGCCAAACAGUUUGUGAACUGAGAUUACAGAGGAAUAUUGCCAGGUCACAUGACCAACGUGAAUGCAGAGGUUAUAAAGACUGUUAACCCAACAUUCCCUCUUUCCACCUCCCUCCUAUAUGUGAUGCCUCAGUAGUCUUUAAAUUAAAGGGAUAGCUUUCCCAGAAAUGAAAAUCCUGUCAUCAUCUGCUCACAAAAAGGAGAUAAAGAAGAUACAGAAUUUAAAGAUUGAAAGUCAUAUGGAUUUGGAACAACAUAAGGGUGAUUAUAUGUUGACAUAAUUUUAAUUUUUGGGUGGACUAUCCCUUUAACACAGUUCUCACACAGAGUUUGGGAGAGAAGCUGCAUUUAAAGGUGCUGUAAGUGAUUUUAGCCAUCCUGGAACUUCCACCAGAUUAGCUGUUUAAUUAGCCAUGCCCUGUUUCGCGGGAGCAGGACACUGUACCGCCACUUAUAUGAGCAUAUUUGGGCUGCCCAGUGUCUUCUGAUUGGCGAAACAAACGAUCUGACGACAGCCCAACUGUUUACCCAGCCUAGGACUGUUACAGAGACAGGUGUGAUAUUUCAUGGGUCCUAUUUCAGUGAUAUCUGACAGGUAAUAGAUACGUUUUCUGCAUGUCAUUUUAUUUAAAAAAAAAAAUCACUUACAGCACCUUUAAACUGUUGAUGAAACAUGUUCACUACAAACUCUGUGCAUACAACAUACAGUAUCACUCUGCCAUUUCACACUUGGAUAACGAACUUUGCCUCAGUUUUUCCUUCUUUCAGGAAGUCUUCUUUGCAGGAUAUAAGAGGUCAGUUUUAUACUAAAUGUUCACUGCCUCUUUCUCUCCAGGGAAAGUGUGUAGGGAAGCAGAUUCUCUCUCACUUCUUAACUUAUUUCUUUGUUAUAUAGGUGCAGUCCAACAUUGCAGAAAUUUGUGUUUGAACUCUUACUGUCACCAGGGGCCAAAGUUAACAUUUGCCAAGCGCCAAAUGCUAGUAAAAAUAGGCUUUUUGAGUAACUUGCCAGUUGGUAACUUUGUUAGAAACUGCAAUAUAAUACAAGGUUUAAGAACAACAGCCUUCCCACUUGCCUGAUGAAAGUGAUAUUAGCGAUUCCAUUCAAAGCAAUACAAAUGGUAAAACACUGACGCACGUUAUCAAAAAUGUUUUCCUCAGUGUAAAAUUUGACGUAAAAUUUUUAGUUUGUCAGAACUUGUUCUAGGAUGUCUGGUUAAAAGUUAUUAGAAAAGUUAGAAUAGUUGCUUUAUUUUAGAACUCGUUGUGACAUGUACACUGGCUGCCAGUAGUUUGGAAUAAUGUACAGAUUUUGCUGUUUCGGAAGGAAAUUGGUACUUUAAUUCACCAAAGUGGCAUUCAACUGAUCACAAAGUAUAGUCAGGACAUUACUGAUGUGAAAAACGGCAUCAUCACUAUUUGAAAAAUGUAAUUUUUAUUCAAAUCUAGACAGGCCCCAUUUCCAGCAGCCAUCAAUCCAACACCUUAUCCUUGAGUAAUCAUGAUAAUUGCUAAUUUGGUACUAGAAAAUCACUUGCCAUUAUAUCAAACACAGCUGAAAGCUAUUUAGUUCCUUAAAUGAAGCUUAACAUUGUCUUUGUUUUUGUUUUUGAGUUGCCACAGUAUGCAAUAGGCUGGCAUGUAUAUAUUAGGUCAAAAAUGGCAAAAAAUAAUCGUCUUUCUCUAGAAACUCGUCAGUUAAUUCUUUUUUUUUUGAGGAAUGAAGGCUAUACAAUGCUUGAAAUUGCCAAACAAAUGAAGAUUUCAUACAAAGGUGUACACUAGUCUUCCUAGACAAAGGACAACUGGCUCUAACAAGGACAGAAAGAGAUGUGGAAGGCCAGACGUACAACUAAACAAGAGGAUAAGUACAUCAGAGUCUCAAGUUUAAGAAAUAGACGCCUCACAUGUCCUCAGCUGACAGCUUCAUUGAAUUCUACCGGCUCAACACCAGUUUCAUGUACAACAGUAAAGAGAAGACUCAGGGGUGCAGGCCUUAUGGGAAGAAUUGCAAAGGAAAAGCCACUUUUGAAAUGGAAAAACAAAAAGAAAAGGUUAGAGUGGGCAAAGAAACACAGACAUUGGACAACAGAUAAUUGGAAAAGAGUGUUAUGGAUCUUAACCCCAUUGAGCUUUUGUGGGAUCAGCUAGACUGUAAGGUGCGUGAGAAGUGCCCGACAAUACAGCCACAUGCCACAGGAAGGGUGGGGUGAAAUGUCACCCGAGUAUCUGGACAAACUGACAGCUAGAAUGCCAAGGACCUGCAAAGCUGUCAUUGCUGAAUGUGGUGAACUCUUUGAAGUAGUUUAAGAAGUUCUGAAAUUUUUUUUCAAAUUGUAAUAGUCAUUUUUCAUGUUAUUAAUGUCCUGACUAUACAUUGCGAUCAGUUGAAUGCCACUUUAGUAAAAGUACCAAUUUCUUUCCAUAAGAGCAAAAUCUGUACAUUAUUCCAAACUUUUGGCCGCCAGUGUGUGCAAAAUAUAUUCCUUGAAUUAUGCCUCUAAAAUCUCAAAAAUCACAAUGUCUCUCAGGGUCCCCAUGUUCAUUGAAAACCUGGAAAUAUCAGAGAAUUUUAAAAUUGUGAUUUCCAUGCCUGAAAGAGUCAGGAAAAUAAAUACAAUUUAGUUAUUUCUGCUACAUAGCGAUGUCCGAUUUGUGAGCGAUUUGCUAUUUUGAGUCGAUUCUUUUUAAUGAGUUUAUCGAAUAUCACGUAUGAUGGAAUCGGCAACAUAUCGGUCUGAAUGAAGCAUUAGCAAAAUGAUCUGAAAACUACGGAGCCCCUUAGAGGAUAAGGUAGGAAUUUAUUUUCUGAAAUAGUUUUGCGUUCCCUCGCAAGAGAUUUUGCUUUCCCUUGCAAUAAAUUUAACAUUUGAACCAUUCGUAUUGAAACAUAGUGACAAUACUGGAAAACGUUACUAUGGUACCAUACUAUGGUAAUAAAAAUAAUAAUUUUGUGGUUAUUAUGGUUUUGCUAUACAAAUACCAUAGUUUAAAGGGAUAGUUCACCCAAAAAUGAAAAUUCUCUCAUCAUUUACUCACCCUCAUGCCAUCCCAGAUGUGUAUGACUUUCUUUCUUCUGCAGAACACAAAUUAAGAUUUGUAAUAGAAUAUCUCAGCACUGCUAGUCCAUUCAAUGCAAAUGAAAGGUGAUCAGACCUUUGU